Molecule: messenger RNA, 5596 nt
Organism: Spea bombifrons (plains spadefoot toad)
Lineage: Eukaryota; Metazoa; Chordata; Amphibia; Anura; Pelobatidae
Gene: BAZ1A
Product: bromodomain adjacent to zinc finger domain 1A
Exons: 28
Coding region: 146-4852 (1568 amino acids)
Biological process (GO): chromatin remodeling
Molecular function (GO): protein binding
Source: RefSeq, a predicted model, not a curated record
GCUCCUGGCUCACACGCACCUCCCGCCAUCCCUCGCAACCGGAAGUUCCCGGCGGGACGGAACGCGGGACAGGGUCACAUCUCUCAACGCGCCCAGCCGGCUGCUUCCUCCUCAGAUGGUGUAAGCCGGUGGGCUAGCAGAGGACAUGCCGUUACUGCACCGGAAGCCGUUCUCCCGGCACCCGCCGCCCCCGGACCUCGAGCCCACGGAGCGCCUCUUCCAUUGCCGGGUGACCAACGAGAUCUUCAGGGACUAUGACGAGUUCUUCGAGCGCACUAUCCUAUGCAACAGCCUGGUCUGGAGCUGUUCUCUCACUGGCAAAUCCGGACUUACGUACCAAGAAGCACUUGAAUCGGAGAAGAAAGUCAGGCAAAGUUUGCAGAGCUUCCCAGAGCCCCUGAUCGUGCCCAUCCUAUACAUCUCUACCCUCGCCAACCACCAGCGCGUGGCAGAUCUUUGCGCCGACGUCUUCGGAUACGUCAAGAACAGAUUCUUUGUUGGGGAGACUGUGGACGUGGUGAGAAACAGCGGCGCCAGAUUGGAGUGCAAAGUUUUGGAAGUCAAACUACCUCCCCAGCAAAAUGGCGUGGCGAAUGGUCAUGACAAAGAGGAGGACACCAUCGUCAUCAGUGAUAGUGAUGACGAGUCUCCUAAGACUCCCCCGCAGAACACGAAGAGCAAAGAGCCCGUCGAUCCAUCUUUACUCAAAUACAAAGUGGAGCCUAUCGUAAAGGAGUUAUACGAAUCUGUUACUGUUAGGUCAUCACAACUCAGUCGAAAACCGACUUUGUUUUCUCCGGAGCGACUGAAACUUUUCCUAAAGCUGCACUGUGAGCCCCAGAAUGGGAUCCUAAAGCCCAAGGCCAGUUCACUUACAAAGUAUGAGGUUUCAGGGGAAAGCUUCCAUUGUUAUUUUCCCGAUGAUCCUCCGAUCUUUCAGCUCCCCGCGGCGAACCGAAAACAAAUGGGAAGAUCUCCGGCCAGCCAGCACUUAUCCAGAGGCAAUGGUUUACCAAGCAAACAAAAUCAGAGCAAAGCAGCUAAAGAGAGAGAGAGAAUCUUGAAGCACAAAAAGGAGCUGAAAGCUAUGGAACUGGAAAAGGCAAGGAUGCGCCGAGUGCGUGCAGAACUGGAAAAGGCGAAGCUUAUAGAACGGAAGAACAAGGACCGGCAAAAAGAGGAACUGAAAAAGAUGGUCGAAGUAGAAAGAUUGAAGAGGAAAGAAGAAAUUGAGCGGAUCAAAUUGGAAAAAGAGAAGGAAAGGGAGAAAAUCCGUGAGGAGAAGCGGAAAUACGCCGAACAUCUGAAACUUUGGAGCAAGCCCAGAGAAGACAUGGAAUGUGACGACCUCAAGGAGCUGCCUUUGCCCAUUCCUGUAAAAACCCGGAUCCCUCCUGAAUGUUUCGGAGAUGCCGUCAUGGUUUUAGAGUUCCUCCAUGCCUUUGGAGAGCUGUUCGAGCUCAAGGACGAGUUUCCUGAUGGAAUGACGUUUGAGAUGCUUGAAGAGGCCUUGGUUGUCAGUGACCCUGAAGGGCCGCUGUGCGAGCUGCUGUUUUUCUUCCUGUCUGCCAUCUUUCACGCCAUGACCGAAGAGGAGGAGGAGGUGGCAAAAGACCAGAUACUGGAGGCAGAGACAAAAGAUUUGACAGAAGCGUUGGACGAGGCUACUGACCCAACCAAAUCGGCGCUGUCUGCCGUGGCCGCUUUAGCUGCUGCUUGGCCGCAGUUACACCAAGGCUGCAGUUUGAAGGAUCUAGAUUUGGACAGCUGCACGCUAUCGGAGAUCCUGCGGCUCCACAUAUUGGCAUCAGGUUCCGAUGCAAAUUCAGCCAACGCCAAGUAUAGAUACCAGAAGCAGGGCGGAUUUGAUGCCACUGAUGAUGCGUGUUUGGAGCUUCGCCUUACCCACCCCGCCAUAUUGAAGAAGCUCUCCUCCUUGUCUGUGUACGCCUUGUUACCCGGUGAGAAACUGAAGAUUCUUCACGCGUUGUGCGGCAAAUUGCUCACGCUAGUCUCUACCAGAGAUUACAUUGAAGAUAACUUCGAAGAGCUCCGCCAGGCUAAGCAAGAGUUCAGAGAACUGAAAGCUGAACAGAACCGCAGGGAGAAGGAAGGCGCAGCGGCCAGGAUUCGAAAACGAAAAGAAGAUAAGCUGAAGGAACAAGAACUUAAGAUGAAAGACAAGCAAGAGAAAUUGAGAGAAGACGAAAAUGCCGGCCUAGCUAGAGCUCCAGGGAAUGAAGACCAAGAGGAGUUGGAUACAAGUUCAGAGAAUAAGGACCCGGAGCAGAAAGAGCAAGACUCUGAAGAUGAAGAAGAAGCCACGCCGUUUGGCAAGAAAGGCAGAGGAAACAAGGGCCAAAAUGGCUUUAAAGAUGGGAAGAACAAAGAUCCAACCUCUGAGGGAACAUUGGAGAAGAAAGAACCUCUGACUCCUGAAGAGGAAGAGUCACUGAGGCAGGAGCAGCAAAAGAGAGAGCAGGAGUUACUGGCAAAGAUACAGGCAGCCACAGCUUCUACCAAUAUCUCCCCGCUGGGGCGCGAUCGUUGGUAUAGGCGCUUUUGGACAUUCUUUUCCUUGCCGGGCCUGUUUGUAGAGGAAGACUAUUAUGGCGUCACAGAAGACAUGCUACAGCCUCGUCCCAUUUCUCAGCAAGAGGCUGCAGAUCUUGCACUUAACUCUCAUGAAUCGCCAGACCAGGAAGCCAAGGAAGAGCUUUCAAAACCAGUGACCAAGCCCAACCACUGGUGGUACUAUAACUCCAUGGAGCAGCUGGAUGCCCUCCUAGAGUCUCUGAACACCAGGGGACGCAGAGAGAGUUCCCUGAAAGAGACCCUGUUACAGGAAAAGAACAAAAUCUCUCAAAAACUCUGCAACCUCCCUGCGAACCGCUUCAAUACAGCAGAUAACCCUCCAACGGGUGUAAAACGUGGGCGAUCCCAGACUGCGCCUGACUCUCUACAUGCCUCGGCAGAGAAGCAGCUUCAGUUCAGGCUAUGUGAACUCCUUUUGGAUAUUGAAGAUAGAAUUUACCAGGGGACCCUGGGAGCCGUCAAGGUCCCUGACCGGCAGUCGUGGAGAGCGGCUAUCGAGAAAUGUUCCACUGACCUCCUGAGCGACGAAGCAAAGGAGAACGGAGACGUGAAACCACAGAACAAUGAGCCUGCCGAAGAGAUGGAAAUUGAUUCAAAACUGAAUGUUAAAGACAGGCUCCAGGGACUGAAAAACGAAACCCCCAGCGCCACUUCCACAAGCGCCAACACCCCCCAGCCUAUGAACAACUCCGUACGUUUCUUGGCACGGGUUUUACUGCAAAUUGAACAGGGAGUGGAGCGAAAGUUUUUGAAAGCUCCCCUUGGAGAUGCAGAGGAUACCAAAAGGGAUGCAAAAUCUGAUAAAAAGAAAAAGGAAGACCGGAAAAGGAAAGAUGAAGAGCAAGCUAGCGAGAAAGACGAUGCCAGCGAGAAUGGCCGUACCCAGAGGACAGUACUGGAGCGAUGGAGGGACUCCUUGCUGUCCUCGGGAAGCCUGUCCCAGAUCUUCCUUCACUUGUCAACGCUGGAUCGCAGCAUUAUGUGGUCCCGCUCCAUCUUGAAUGCACGGUGCAAGGUCUGCCGAAAGAAGGGGGACGGGGAGAGCAUGCUGCUUUGUGAUGGAUGUGACAGAGGCCAUCACAUUUACUGUGUGAGGCCCAAACUAAAAUGUAUUCCUGAGGGGGACUGGUUCUGUCCAGAGUGCCGACCUAAGCAACGAUCCAGAUGGGCACCCACCAGACAGAGGCUCUUAGUGGACAGUGAUGAAGACAUGGAGGAGGAGGAAGAAGAAACUGUGGAGGAGGAGGAGGAGGAAGAGGAGCAAGAGCAGAGCGAAUAUGAAAAUGAGGAGGAAGAGCUGUGUGCAAUGUCUGAAGAGGAAAGUCCACCAAGGAGAGGACGGGCCAAGGUACAUUUUCCUUUGAAGAAGAAAGGCGGAAGGGCGGGUGGCAAACCCGGACCCAAAAAGAAAGGAAGGAGAGCCUCCAAAAGCCCGCAGGGAACACCAAAAAACGUCUUGCCUACACCAAAAGGACGAGGACGAGGCACAGGAAGAAAAACCCGAUCUGCUCCACCCUUGGAAAAUAAGAGGUCAUCGCGUCUCUCCACACGUAACUCAACGGCGGAUGCAUCCUCACCUGAGACUUCUCUUGUGGAGCUGGUCCAUGGGAAAGGCCCGGGCAGGGGUAGAGGUAGGGGCAGGGGCCGGGGCAGGGGCCGUGGAGGGAUGCAGAAGUCUGCUGGUAACACUCCCGUUGGAAGCCCGUUUGCCUUUCGGCCAUUCAGUCUUGAAAGUAGCGAGCAAACACCUCGAGGGAAAAGGAGCAAGUCCGACGAUUCACCGACUGCGCCGACUAAUUCCACGGGGCGAGGAAAAAGACGUCAGUCCGCAGACGUUUUUACCGCGGACCAAGGAAGCAGAAGGAGCUCCGGAAGGCAUCACGGUGUCCACGAGUUAUCGGCCUGCGAACAGUUAAUCGUGGAGUUGGUGAGGCACGACGACAGCUGGCCUUUCAUGAGACUCGUGUCCAAAACUCAGGUUCCAGACUACUUUGACAUUAUCCAGAAACCCAUUGCCUUAAAUCUCAUCAGAGAGAAAGUGAACAAGUGUGAAUACAAAUCGGCAGCUGAGUUUGUGGAAGAUGUCGAGCUGAUGUUCUCCAACUGCUUCGAGUACAACCACUUCAACAGCAGCGAGGCUAAAGCAGGAGUCCGGCUGCAGUCCUUCUUUGUGAGCGAGGCGGAGAAGCUGGGGUUGGAGGUCUCGCCCAGGAAAACUCAAGCUGCCCCCCCACCUUCCAAAAGGUCUCGCAUCUGAGAAGCUGCGCGCCGGGGGCCUCUUCUCCCGUCUCGUCUCACGUGGUUUCAGGGAAUACAAUGUCCUGCUGUACAGAAUCUCAGAAUAAAGUAAAAAAAUAAAAUAAAAAAACAACCCAAAACCCUCAGUCACCUAUUAAAGCACUGAUCCCUCUCACCGCCCAGCACUCAGGGGAAAGCAACUAAACGUUGCUAAGCCAGGACCACGCCACAUACAUGCGUUUUAUACAAUGUUAUAUGUAUAUCGGGUUUUCAGCAGUUUUACGGCGUUCUAGAAGAAUUUAUGUGUUAAGAAGUUGUUUACCAGUUCCUGACAUGUUUUCUCACUUUUCUACGUUGUGUACCUAUUUUGAUAAGCAAUUGACGGGGGCGAGGGGAAACUAAGCGGCCAUGCAUUUUCUACCUGAACAACACUACUUAAGUGAAUAAAGUAGGGAAUAUAUAUAUAUAUAUUUUUCUGUUAUUUUUGUUUCGUUUCCUUGGACUUGAAAAGCUUGAGUAUUUCUGGAUUUCGUACCUAGAUAUUUAUUUGGCAUUCCAAGAAACUUGCGAAUGUCUUUUUUUUGUAUUUAUGAAGCGUUGAACCUGGCGUGAAACGGUAGUGACGUGAAUUUUGAUAAUUUCUGUAUCGCACCUGAAACCUAGAAUUGGCUUUUGCCAGUAAACUUACGGAAGAGGUUAUCUCGUUUCCUUGUUUAAUGUUCACAUUCCAGUUUAAAACAAUAAAAUGUUUCUUUUUCCAGGA